Molecule: messenger RNA, 275 nt
Organism: Funneliformis geosporum
Lineage: Eukaryota; Fungi; Glomeromycota; Glomeromycetes; Glomerales; Glomeraceae
Source: the annotation of a GenBank genome assembly
GUUAUAUAAUGAAUUAUUAUGAAGAUACUAUUGCUAAUAAUAUUCAUAACUUAAUAACAUAUCCUACAGAUGAUGAAAUACAUUUAGUUAUUUAUGAAGCACAUGAACAAGAAGUGAAUUUACUAAAGUUCUUGAAUUUAUCGAAUGUUGAUUUAAAUCAAGAUGACGAUGGAUUAGAAAAAAUUAAUAAAGUUGAUUGUAAAUUAAAUGAAAUUAGCAAGGCUGCGGAGUUGGUUAACACAUAUAAUAUGGAAAAAAUUGAUGAUUUAGAGUAG